This is a messenger RNA of Protopolystoma xenopodis, 783 nucleotides long. The record is from the annotation of a GenBank genome assembly. Lineage: Eukaryota; Metazoa; Platyhelminthes; Monogenea; Polystomatidea; Polystomatidae.
GCCCCCAAAUGCCUUUGGUCCGAAUCCGACCUGACCAGUCUCUCGGUAGAGCCCAGCUGCACUCGGUUCUCUGAGCUGCUACUCGACCGAGUCCUCGCUGUGCUGCUGACACGACUGCCCAGUCCCAUCCACUUGCCCGGCGCCUUUGCGUUGCCGUUGUACCAUAAACUCGAUUCGGUCAAAUUGGUUAUGCUCGGACGAAUGCGUCGAGCUUGUCCCCUUGACUACCGAUGGAAGCAGCAGCAGCAGCAAAUAAUGAUGCCGAUGAGAACCACAAAGCAAACUCUGUCCGCUACUGCAUCAUCUUCCAUGAACGAGGACCUUGUCGACCUUCUGCAGGUGAACAUGUGUCUAAGCUUUAGAGCACCAGGCGUUCAGAUGUCCGGACAACUGAGGCACGAACCACAUGGUCAGGCCAAUAAUGAGCAGAUCGGACUCAACAUGACAUUGCAUCCAGUUCAGGUUAGUGCCGAAUUGGAGGUGGGCGUUCAACCAAAUGGAAGACCUUCAUUUAAGAUCCAACAUGUUCAGUUGGAUGACUUCCAAAUAGAGCAGCUAGAUUUCUUCAGCCUUGACACUCAAUCGGUUGAAGGUCUGGACAACGACGUAGGCUCUAAAGAGGCACACGCAGAAGAGGAAAACGUAACCAAUCCUUCAUUGGCUUGGAUGCUCAAAUGGUUAGUCAAUGGACCCCUAAAAAGGACUUUUCUGGAGGAGCUAAACGGGAGUGCUAAAGCCCUAAUCAGGCAGAUGCAAGCAGCCGGGAUCGAAAGCCCAAAAUAG